UGCUCGGUAGAUCUUGUCUGGCUUUUGCUGGGAGAAAGCUUAUUGUAGGCUGGCGGAACCCUGGUUGUUGCCACACCGUGCGGUACUCGUCAUUUCCCGGCUGCAGUACCGUACUGUACCUGUACGGUACUCGAGUACUGGUGCAGGGUAUGGUACUGGCGUGCCAAUUUUACUCUACUUGUUCGGGAUUUUAUAGUGGUACAGUACCGGUAUGGGUGCAUAUGGGCUUUUGGACAUGGGGAUUCGGUAGCAGUGGUGGUGAAACCUUUCUUUUUUUGAUUCAGCGUACGUAAACUUGCGAAUUGUGCUAGUACUAGUACGGUACCGGGGGUGGGAAAGUGCACGUUCAUUCUAACUGCGCCCAUCCGAAACAGCCCAUCACUCGCGAUUGGCUAUCCCACCACGGAGAAAGUGAAGGUGAAUGUGAACGUGAAAGUGAAGAAGGGGAAAGGGGACGAAGAUAGAAAUAAUGAAAGUGUAUAUAAGAAACAUUCAACCUGCCUUGCCUUUCGGAUCCAUCACUUCAGACAGCAGUUUGCUUUGCAUCGCUCUCUUUCCCAUAUCAUACCUCUCCCUUCAAUUCUUUACACUCCGUAGACGCCAUCAGAAUGGUCCACCUUUCAGCCAUCCUCACAGCCCUGACCCUCUUCUCCGCCGUGAGCGCGCAUCCGGGCGAGCAUGAAGACGAAUCGGCUUCGGUCCUAGCCCGCCGUGGCGACUUCCUCGCGUACUCCAAGCGCUCCCUGGCCGCUUGCAAGGACACCGUAAAGGCACGGGACCUGGAGACCCGCGCAAUCGCCCGGCGCAGCGCCUUCGUCGAGGAGAUUCGGCAGCAGCACGGCAUCGUUAGCAGGAGGAGCGUGGAGAGCGUACUGGGUACUGAUCACAAGAGCAACCUGACGGGAAUUACGCCGGAUACUGACCCUAAGGUUUUGUUCUCUGGGGACGUUAAAUGCGUGCUCCAGCCGGAGGUUACGCAGGGUCCCUACUGUAAGUUCCCCCCACGAUACCGGUUCACGAUGGGAAGAAGGGGGACUUACAAUGGAUUGGGUAGAUGUCGAUGGGGAACUCGUCCGCCACGACCUCCGCGACGGCCAGUCGGGCAUAAACCUCUGGGCCGAUGUCCAGCUCAUCGACAUAAACACCUGCGAUCCCGUACCAAACCUCUACAUGGAUUGGUGGCACGCAAAUGCAUCAGGAGUGUACAGCGGAGUCGUAGCAAGCGGUAACGGUGACUCCUCCGACGCUAGCAACAUUGUAUACCCCCCCUCUCUCCUGUCCUCCAAUUCUUGUAUUGACUUCUUCCGAUAGAACAAAACAUUCGCCCGCGGCCUCCGCCCCACCUCCCCCGACGGGGUUGCCCAACUCCUCACCAUCUUCCCUGGCCAUUACAGCGGACGCGCAACGCACGUGCACAUCCUCGCACACGUGAACGCCACCCUCCAAGGAAACCACAGCAUCAGCGGUGGCCGCAACGCGCACGUCGGGCAAUUCUUCUUCGACCAAUCCCUCAUCUCUGCCGUCUCUGCCGUCGACCCCUACAGCCAGAACACGCAGGCGAUCACACAAAACACGAACGACACGAUACUGGCGCAGGAGGCGGACAGCAUGGAUCCGGUUAUGGAGUACGCGCUUUUGGGAGAUGGGGUUGAGGAUGGGAUCUUGGCGUGGAUCACCGUCGGCUUGGAUGUUUCCGCGAACUAUACUGUCUCCAGCGCUGUCACUUUGACUGCCAAUGGAGGGGUUGCCAAUGAGGGGGGCAUGGGUGGUGGUGCGCCUCCCGGUUCCGCGGCUCCGUCUGGGGCUGCACCUACGAGCAGUGGGUCGUAAGUCGCCGUUUCGCUUAAUCCAGGCUGGUAGAUUUUAUCGUAUUGCUGUGGGGAUGAAGAAGUGGAGAAUUGUUGCUGACUGUUUUUUUCUCUUUCGCGUUUUUGUCUUUUUUAGUCACGAGGUUGGAAUGUUGCAUCGGAUCAGUUUCCUUUGGCUUUCCUUGGCUCUGUUGUCUGCUGCGAUCUGUUUAUAGAUGUAUGAUAUCAUAUUUGAUAACUUAGAUGGAUGGAAUUUAUGAUGGUUUGGGUUACCCUACCGGAAUGAUUAGCUC
Messenger RNA from Tuber aestivum (summer truffle), 2101 nucleotides. Lineage: Eukaryota; Fungi; Ascomycota; Pezizomycetes; Pezizales; Tuberaceae. The record is from the annotation of a GenBank genome assembly.